UCAAAAUCCUUCGUCCAAGCGCUGGUGCCUGUAUGAGGGUCUAGUUUUAAACAAAGUCAUAAUGCAAAUUUUAUUGACAGAUCUCGUCGGAGGAGCAAGCCUAAAGAAAAGGAAGGAAGAAACGCAAAUUUUAGGCCUGUUUUUUGUAGCUUUUGUAAAGGCCCAGUCACACUCGUCAAACACGCGUUUGAACGCAACUUUCGACCAAUAACACAAGGUGAAUUCUAUGUUGCGUUGCACUACUGGCCGACAGUUCACGUUCGAACGCGCGUUUGGGGUAUGUGACUGGGCCCCAAGUGGUUUGCAGCACUGUAGGUGUGUUCGAAAAUCAGUCCAGAGCCCUGAGAGCAUCGUUGUAUCUCGAUCAAAUGCAUUCGAUAAACAGAGAAACAACGAUAUUCUUAUUGCUUUCGGCUCAUUUUCAAACAUAUUUAUAAUUCUCUGAAGCACAUAAAGAUACCUUCCCACAUCGAACGGAACAGAUUUCAAAAACGCUAAAAAGAAUACAUCCUGUAGGAUACGUUUCAAAAUUUAUUGUCAGUACUUGGAGUAUUCAUCAUCUCUCUGUCUAUCUGCAUGCAACAUUGAGACGCAAAAAUUCGCGUAAUAUUGACAGUGAAUUUGAGAAUCUACCUUUAGUUAAAAUGUGACGUUAGAUCCUAAGCGUCGCUACUAGCUUGCACUUUUAAAUUUGAAUACUAUCACUGAUAACGAUAUUUGAACAAAAUAAAUUAGUCACUGCUUCCACUGAACAGAGUCUUAUUAUUGGCAGUAUCGUCUCGGCACUGGAAUGCUGUUCGAGAAAGUUCGAGAAAAAGCUCGCCGUCGAAUUAUAUUAAAAAUAGAAGAACCAUGUAUGAAGCACACGUUGACAUUAAUAUUAAAAGCAUGUGGCAUAUACCCAUGAAACGAUACUGUUCUCGAGGACGUGGUACAGACUGGAUUGCAGGUUGCGACAGAAUUACGAAUUGAUCGAAGACCAUGGUAGAACAAUUCCCUUAUGAAUAGUAAUGUGAAAACCUAUUCCAUUUUUCUGUUCGCAAAUGUCACAUUUCUUAUAGAAUAAUGGUGGAACGAGACUUUAUGAAACGAGCUGAAGCAUUACUUAUUCCUGAGAAUAAUGAUCAGUUCAAUUGUAUGUGAUUCGGUAUCUGUACUCACCUAUAAUGUAUUAUCGACAUCAAUGAUUUCUCGGCGAAGCUCUCAGUUGCGAUAGGCUCGUACUGUCAGAAAGACUUUUUACAAAAAAAGCAACGGUCGAUCCUACCUUACUUAAAAGUAGAAUCGUCAUAUUGCAUUGCUGCACUUUAAACCAUUGCGAUGACGGUACAUAGUCUGUCACCAACUGGAAAUUGCAAAGGCCUUAAGGAAGGUCAAGCCUCUUACUCCUGGUGCGUUCGCAAUUUGCGCACAUUAAUGGUCUUCACGGGAAUCUGGCCGAUGGAACCGCCAACGCUUCUUUUGAACGUGUCUUAUUAUUACAACGCAACAACGUUCACCCUUGUCAUUUGCGGAAUGAUGGCCGGCGCUAUCAGUGUGAUGGACAACUACGAUCUGCUCGUGGACAAUCUCAGUAUAAAUCUGAUAUUUACCGAAAUCUUCAUAAAGUGCAUUCUGAUAAAGAUUUAUUCGAAACCACUCUCAAGAGUACUGUCGCUCAUGAAAUUCGAUUGGAUAAGUCUAAAGGGAAGGGGUCCCAUUCACGGAGACGUACUUCAAAGCGAGAAUAUUAUGCUCUUGCAUGCCAAUAUUCCAAGGAUAUUUUUCAUCGCCUACACCGCCCUCGCACUUGUGGCUUGGACCGCUACAGUGGUGGCGGCUGUUUCCAGAAAAAGUUCAAAAAUGCAAAUAGAUGCGAGUAAUGCAUUUCCGAUGCCCUCUUGGUAUCCGUUCGAGAUGCACUCUACUCCAAAUUACGAAAUGCUACUUACGUUUCAAGUGAUAAUAGGAUGUUCAAUAGCAGUGAGUAGUGCAGCAGUGGACAGUCUACUCGUGACUGCAGUUUUCCACGUUUGCGGUCAAUUGGAGAUUUUACGAAAAUAUUUUGAAAAUUUACAUUCAUCGGAAACGGCGCUGGAGGAAACUGAGAAGAAGGUGGCUGCUGCGAUCAAGAGACAUUCGAAACUGAUCGAUUUGUGCGACCUGAUCGAGGAUUGUUAUAGCCAAAUAACUCUUAGUCAACUCCUAGUAGCCAGCUUGAACGUUUGUCUAUCAGGAUUUGGAUUACUAUUAGCUAUAGAAUCGGGUAAUAUUAAAGUAUUUCUCAAGUUUCUACUCCUCCUAAUUGCGAUGCUUCAACAGAUACUCAUAUAUUCUGUUACUGGGGAUUAUUUGUCAUCUAAGAGUACAGCCAUUCGAAGUGCCAUAUACAAAAUGAAAUGGUACGAGUUGCCACCUUCGCUAAGUAAAGCCCUAAUGUUAAUCGCGAUUAGGGCAGAACGGCCGUUGGUCGUUACAGCUGGAAAAUUUUUUCCUAUGUCUUUGGAGAACUUCACGCAAAUAAUAAAAACGGCAGCAUCGUACCUGUCGGUGAUGUGGGCUGUUCACAAGAAGUAAAUAAUUUACAAAGUAAAAAAGAGAUGUAUCUCGUAUACGUAUCGUACCUUCGCUAUUACGAUAGUAGUAAAUAUUACAGUGACCAGAGGAUAUUACUUUGAAAAGGGAUAAUCUGGUCUCUGUAGGUGAAUCAAUUGACUGGGAGUAUGGAUUACAAAAUAUAUUAUAAAUACUCUUUUUUUUUUGGAGUGAGGGAUAGCUCGUUAAUUAGAAUGGUACUUUCGUUGUUAUAUUUAUAAUAAGAUAAUAAGAUUAUACAAUGACACUCUACAAGUUAGUUUUGAUAAAAAAAAGGGGAGAGAAAA
This is a messenger RNA of Cephus cinctus (wheat stem sawfly), 2861 nucleotides long. RefSeq names its product odorant receptor 4. The record is from RefSeq and is a predicted model, not a curated record. Lineage: Eukaryota; Metazoa; Arthropoda; Insecta; Hymenoptera; Cephidae. The transcript has 7 exons. Bases 1321 to 2556 code for a protein of 411 amino acids. Gene Ontology annotation, cellular component: plasma membrane. Gene Ontology annotation, molecular function: odorant binding; olfactory receptor activity. Gene Ontology annotation, biological process: sensory perception of smell; detection of chemical stimulus involved in sensory perception of smell.